AUUAGAGGUCCAGAGGACGACUGUAUGGAAACAGACUGAACAUCUUCUUGUUUAUGUGGGAUGGAUUUCGUUAACUCCACCCGUCUGACUAGCAACCGAUCAGACUUCAGCAGUGUCUUUACCCAUCAGGUGCUGCCUCCGCUUUACUUUGUGAUCUGUGUUGUGGGCCUGUGCCUGAAUGGCAUUUCCGCCUGGAUCUUCUUCAGAGUGCCCAGUGACUCUGGUCUGGUGGUCUACCUGAAGAACAUGGUGGUGGCUGACCUCCUCAUGCUUGCCACCUUCCCCUUCAAGCUGGCCACUCAGCUGGGUCUGGGAGGCUGGCGCCUCCAUGUGGUCAUCUGUCGCUACAGUGCCGUGCUCUUCUACUCCUCAAUGUAUGUGGGUAUCGUCUUCAUGGGCCUCAUCAGCCUUGAGCGCUAUGUCAAGAUUUUCCGUCACACCUCCUCGCCCUCCUCAUCCUCCUGCAGGUCCAGGUUGGGUGGCGUGUCUGCACUGCACCUCCUGCAGAGUGUUGUGUUUGCUCGGGUGCUGGCGUUCCUCACCUGGAGCCUGCUCCUCCUCUGCGUCCUGCCCAACGUUGUGCUGACCAGCCAACCAGCCAAUGAGGAGAACUCCCGCCACUGCAUGAAGCUCAAGACACUACUGGGUGUGCAGUGGCACCGGUGGUCUACACUCUUCAAUGUGUCCCUGUUCUGGGUGACACUGGUGGUCCUUGCCUUCUGCUACACCUCCAUCGCCCACAGGGUUUACCAGUCGUACCGCCGCGUGAGGCGCAACAACAGCGACGUCUGCCGUAAAUCCAACCGCAGCAUCUUCAGCAUCCUGGUGGUGUUCUUUGUCUGCUUUGUGCCGUACCAUGUCUGCCGAGUGCCAUACACCCUAAGCCAGAUGCCAGGAUCGGGCUUCACUUGGUACACUCGCUUCCUGCUGUUUCAGCUGAAGGAGGGGACACUCUUCCUGUCUGCCCUCAACGUCUGCCUUGACCCCAUAAUCUAUGUCCUGAUGUGUCGUACGUUCAGGGAGUCACUGCUGAAGAAACUGCCGGGGGGAGAGAGGAGGCCAUCCCUGACCACUGGCCACAGUCUGAGCAACAUUUAGGAGAGAGGAGACAAGAAACAAGAGAGGAGGAAGUCCUUGACCACCACCUAGGGUCUCAGCAACUUUAGGAGAGAAGAGACAAGGAAAUUCAAGUUUGUUUUUAACCACAGUCAUUGCUUAUGUCUUCGUCCUUUUACGACGUGUAGACAUUCAGACUUUGGGCUGACAGUGUUUUCUUACUGUGAAGAGGAGAAGUCAGCAGUGAACGUUUCAAAAGUGGUACAGGAAGUUGUCAGGAAGUUAAUUUCAUCGUUUAUCUGACUCACAUUUACCAAAAAUAAAAAAGAACACCAUCAAGUACCAUAUCUGCAUCGUUCACAAGAAAUGUGGAAAAUGUAUACACAUAGAAUGUUUAAUUAUGUUUAUAAUGUUUAGAAGUUUACUGUGCAAGGGGGUGUGGCGGUGUUAUUUAUUGGAACAAUGAAAAUAGGAGGAAAAUAAAAGUUGAAAGGGAGGCUGAUGCCACAGUCUGACCUUUGCUGAUGUGGAAGUGAAAGUGGACAGUGAUGACUGCGCAUCAAACCUGUGGUGUCCACUUCUUCUCCUGCCUCAUGCCGCUGUAGUGGCCAUUUUCUGCAGCCAGCUGGUUUGGUUUUGUGGCUGAGAGAGAUCACAUGAUUUGCUUUUGUCUCCACUGCUUCAGGCUUAAAUGACGCACUGAACAAUUUGACUGUUGUUCAUUUUAUUUUAUCUCAGGCAAGAUUUUGCAGAACAAUCAACCUUGAUUUUUACCUGGAAUAGAGACCUCACAUGAAAAUGAACAAGUUUAGUGCAGUAAAUGUCAUUGGAACAUACAGAGGCAAAACAAGAGGACCCUCCUGAGGUUUUUCUUUCAAACAAACCACCAACAGAACCACACAUUUAUCAUGACAUCAUGACAUAAUGGCUGCUCCCUCCUGGCAAAAAAAGAAAGCAAAUGGCACAUCUAGUAGAAUGUCAAGUUUGAUUGUUGGGCUAAAUCUCAUGUAAAAAUAAAAAUGAACUUACCACAGUCCUAUUGUUUGGUGCUUCAUCUCCACACAGGUGCAGUGUGUAGAAUUUAAGGGGACUGUAUGAAAAAACCCCAUACAAUAUCUGUUGUGUUUUCAUCUGAGAAUGAGCUCUUUUUUUCAUAUCCCAUUAACCCAAGCAUUCUGUUAUUUUCUGUUAUUAAUUUCUUCUGUCUUUUUGUUUAUUUAGUAUUUCCCCUACAGUGAAAAGCAGACUUGGAUACCUUACAAUUGUUAAUAUAACUAUUGUUAUCAUUAGUGAUAUUAGUAUUAUUAUUGUUAUUACUACUACUAUUACACUGAAGUUGGCUCUUGUCCAGUGGCCCAGGAUGGACAAAUCAAACACUGGCCCAGUGGGGGACUUGUCAUCAGUUAUAUAUAUAUUUUUUUUUUUGACAAAAUCAGGGAAGAAGUUUGUGUUUUUUAGCUGUUGAAGUUGUACAGUAGAGUUCAUGCAAAGAAAAAAAAUGUUUUGUUUCUAUUUUAAAUAAACUUAAUUGA
This is a messenger RNA of Solea senegalensis (Senegalese sole), 2588 nucleotides long. Its product is annotated as P2Y purinoceptor 14. Gene Ontology annotation, molecular function: G protein-coupled purinergic nucleotide receptor activity. NCBI's taxonomy places the organism in Eukaryota, Metazoa, Chordata, Actinopteri, Pleuronectiformes, Soleidae. Gene Ontology annotation, biological process: G protein-coupled receptor signaling pathway. Gene Ontology annotation, cellular component: membrane. Bases 61 to 1098 code for a protein of 345 amino acids. The transcript is spliced from 2 exons. The record is from RefSeq and is a predicted model, not a curated record.